This is a messenger RNA of Spodoptera litura, 2755 nucleotides long. The record is from RefSeq and is a predicted model, not a curated record. NCBI's taxonomy places the organism in Eukaryota, Metazoa, Arthropoda, Insecta, Lepidoptera, Noctuidae.
UCGAUCACUAAGAUUGUGAUUAGAUUUUUGUAUUAGAAUAUGUAUUGAUAGAUAGACUCCACCAUGAAUAAUUCAAAAUUAACUAAUCUUAAAGAGAAUGAGGACAAAAUACGAAAACAAGCGAAGAAAUUAUUACGACAAAAAACAUCCGAAAUAUUGAAGAAACAAACGCAUUUGUUUAUGCAUGAAAAAAGUCUAACUAAAAUGCCCGAGCCCAAAAACCCAAAUCAAGUACUUUAUGCGUAUUAUCACAACAACCAAUUAACGAAAAUUGAAAAUAUGGAAUUACUAUAUAAUGUUACCCACUUACAUUUGCAAUGGAACAAAAUCACCAAAAUGGAAGGCUUGGAAGCCUUGCAUUCGUUGAAGAAAUUGUAUUUGGGUAAUAAUAAAAUCAGCGUAGUAGAAAAUUUGGAAGGGCUGAAGUACUUAGAAGAACUCCAUAUUGAAAAACAGAAUUUGGAUGGUCCUGAUCCUUUGUGCUUUGACCCUAGAACCCUCAUUUACAUCGGUGCCUCCCUACGAAUAUUAAAUGUAUCGGAAAACAAAUUGACUGAUAUGGCUUGGGUUAAGCCUCUAAGACAAUUGGAGGUGCUCGUUGCAAGAAAAAAUAAUUUGGAAAACUACCAAGCAGCAGCUGAUGACCUAUGCACAUUGCUGAGUCUGGUGGAAAUUAAUUUCUUAGGAAACCCUAUGACUAGGAAACAUCGAUAUAAGGAGACUAUCAUUGCAAGGUGUUCUCAACUACGUAUUCUCGAUACUGUAGCCAUUCAUAGUACUUCGAAAACUUUCAUGCGAAACUUCGAUAAGGUUGUCCGUUUACGGCAACUACACGAGAAGAAUAAAAUCGAAGCGACUCGUAGGGGAGUCGACGAGUUCUUCGACCUCAACAUGUUAUCCGGACCGAGAGCUCAAAGUGCCCUCUCUAUAUCUGAAUUUUCUAACCAGAAACCAAAAGGUACAGUUACAGCAUUUGAUUCAACUUAUACCUUCAUGCCACGUGCGUUCUGGCGAAUGCGGAAAACACCUUCCCCCCAUGAAGGUGCCCCACCGAUGGUAACCCCACCGCUGGAGCCCCCACCGCCACCGAAACAGCCCUUAAGCGACAACGAUAUUUUGCCUAUCAAGGGAAUAUUGAAGAAACCUAUGCCGAUGAAAUAUUUAUACGAUAACUAUACAGGUAAUGACAAUAAUAAACCAAAAAUAGUAACCAUGAAUAACAUAAUAAGCGCAGCUUACAGAGUUUUAAAUGAGGAAACAUCAGCUUUAUAUUUGGGCAAUAAUAUAGCAGAGACAGGUGUUUUAGAGCCUAUGCAAUUUCUCAGGGAGUACGUUUCUAAAAAUGUACCCGUUGUAAUUCGAAGUGGGUGUUCCAAUUGGGCGGCUGUCUCAAAAUGGAAUGCUGCGUAUUUCAGAAAAAAAAUACCAAAUAAAAAUGUGGUAGUGGCUGUGACUCCCAAUGGCUUGGCUGAUGGCAUCACAAAGAAUGAGGAGGGUGAAGAGUUCUUUGUCACACCUUACGAAACCACCAUGACAAUGACACAGUUUCUAGACGGAUUGGACGAGAAAAGAGAAAAUUACAUCCAGUACAUUCAGAAACAGAACUCCAAUUUGAUCACCGACUUCCCUGAACUCCUAGAAGAUGUGUACACAGAGAUACCAUUUGCUAGUGAAGCAUUUGACAAGUCCCCCGAUGCUGUCAACUUCUGGAUGGGCGAUGAGAGAGCUGUCACUUCUAUGCAUAAAGAUCCGUAUGAGAACAUAUACUGCGUGAUAGACGGAUAUAAGGACUUUAUCUUAAUUCCCCCCACAGACCUACCCUACGUGCCUUAUAAACGCUACUCGCAGGCCGAGUUCAGGUACACAGAUAACAAAUGGGAGAUUGUACCAGUCGAGACUGUCAACAUGGUGAAACAAACUAGUACAGACGUGGAUACUGUUCAGAAUGACGAGUACUUCCAGUCCUCAGGGCUGCCUUGGAUUAGUGUAGAUCCAUUAGCUCCAAAUUACCUAACAUACCCGGAAUUCAAGAGGGCUCACGUUUAUUCGGUGCGUCUGAAGAAAGGCGACUGUCUUUACCUGCCCAGCCUCUGGUUCCACCACGUUAGACAGAGCCACGGUUGUAUAGCCGUUAACUAUUGGUACGAUAUGGAAUUUGACGUCAAAUAUUGUUAUUUCAAAAUGCUUGAAAAGCUCUGUGGAAGUUAUUGACUAGAAGAGGGCUCCCUGGAUACGAUGUCCAACAGUUUUGUACGUGUUCAGCAACGCACUUCUGAUACCUCUGGUGGUGUUCUUAGGCUACGGUGAUUACCAUCAGGUACGAUGUAAGCAUUGUUACAAUUGGAUAUAGUGUAAAUAGAAGCAAAAUUUUGAAUGCAAAAUUGAUUAGAACUGUGUAUUCUCGUGGUAUCUCUUUCUUUAUAACUGAAUGAGUUAAGCUGUGAAAGAGAUGUGAAUAGUCUUCUAAUAAUGUCCACUGAAUUAAAGAAUGAAUUGCAAUUUUACAUGUUUUGUUACGCACUUCAAAGAGACCUGUUUAAUUGAAAGAGAGAAUGCAUGAGUGGGGUAUUUUUAAUACAUUCUUACGUGUAAAUGUAGAAAAUUAUUUCUUUAAUAUUCGGGAGCCUGAAGAAAAAGUAUAGCAGCAUGGCAGAUGUUAAAACACUUCUUAAAUAAUACACCGCUUUGGUGUUCAAAGUCAUUAUUUAAAUUAUUUACCAUGUACAUACAUAAAUGAAUUUGUUUUUAUAUGAAC